UCAUAAAACAUUACAAAAUUAUGUAGUGUGAAAAUAUUUUCUACUAUAACGAUCCAGAUUAAUCUAGCAGAACAGGUAUGGCUGAUGAACAAGUGAAUGAAGCAAAGCUAUCAAAUUCCCAGUCUCCAAGAGAAUCAAGCAUCAGAUCACGAAAUGAUUUUGAACCAAUUACACCUGUCAUGCCUAUUGAAAAAGUUCAGUCGCCUAAAGUUCAAUCACCUAAAACCAGCACUCUUCGUACAUCACCAGUCGUCACUACGCCUGCAUCAUCCGUUAAAGGUUCUGUGCAAUUGUCACUUAAAAGUCAAAAAAGUAUCAAAAAUGAAUCAUUGGAAGCGACUCAAGUAGAAAAUAAAAGUUUGAAAAGUUUAAGCCUUAGGAAAGAUUUGAAUGACAACAGAGAAGAGAAUGUGAUAGGAAAAGAGGACUUCUUAUCAAGUCCUAAGGUUUGGAAUAACAAUAAUAAUGAAAUAAAAAAAAUGCAGGCUGAACCUACGGAUAAUACAGAACACUUACACAAUACACCCGUUUACAGUAAUAUAAAUAAAAUAUCAAACAUGAGUAAAAUACUAACAGAUGAAGCCAAUGCCUUGCGGGAAUCGAUAAAAAGCUUGUCUGAAGGUAUUGUUCGUACAAAACAAGAAUUAAAGGGUCAAAAAGAAGAUAUCAAUUUUCCAUACCAUCUCUUUUUAAUUGAAAUCAUAAUCAACAAAAUUAAUAUGAAAUGCGAAUGCUUUGAGUUAGACUACAACAACUUGGUUAUUGCAGCAACAUUUUUGGGAAAACCACCGAUAACACUGUACGAUUCGUCGUAUGGUAAAAUUGACGAUUUUUCCGAUCUGAACGUUGGAAAAUCAGCCUUAUUUGCAAUGACAUAUGAUAAGAUAUGCAGCAUUACAGAUUUCAUCGUGAAUUUAUCACUAACUAAACAACCACCUUGUUCGAAUUGUGUUUCGAAAAUUGCCGAAACGAAAAUAGACUAUACAAAUGAGUUCAAAGAGUUACGAGAUGAACUCUGCAAGAAGUGGACGAAGGAGCAACCAAACGACAAUAUAAUAUGCACAACGUCGACUCCACUCAACAGAAAUAUGUAUUAUCUGUCUUGUGGCGUACCAUCACAGAGAGAUGUUGAGGAAGCGCUAUUAAGAAGGAAAAAACAGGAACUAUUAGAAAAAUAUGGUUGUCUAGAUGUAAAAAUGGAAGAGAGCUAACGUAAGAAUAAAUUUAGUUAUAGGAUAUUUGUAACUAUAAAAAGCGUUAUUAUUUAAAAUUUCCCCA
Messenger RNA from Vanessa atalanta (red admiral), 1278 nucleotides. Its product is annotated as pre-mRNA-splicing factor ISY1 homolog. The record is from RefSeq and is a predicted model, not a curated record. Bases 78 to 1211 code for a protein of 377 amino acids. The transcript has 2 exons. Gene Ontology annotation, biological process: mRNA 3'-splice site recognition; generation of catalytic spliceosome for second transesterification step. Gene Ontology annotation, cellular component: post-mRNA release spliceosomal complex; catalytic step 2 spliceosome; post-spliceosomal complex. NCBI's taxonomy places the organism in Eukaryota, Metazoa, Arthropoda, Insecta, Lepidoptera, Nymphalidae.